GCAUGUAAAGGCUACCGUUGAGUAGCCACACAGAUGCAGUUACGAUUAGAAUUUGUUUAACAUGGCCCAUUUCAUUUCUUGGAUAUAAUAAAAAGGAUAUACAUAUAAAACCAACGGAUAUAGUAGAAUGGCUUAUUUUUAUGUUUAAACGGAAAUGUGUGUUAAAUGCUGACACAGAAUUAGGAAUUGAUUCACUAUGAUAAUAAGGUGAAGACAUCUCUGCCAGCAGUUGUCCUUUUUUUCCGUGGUACAAUAUUAAGGUGUAACUGGUAUGACGAUCAGUAGUUACAUAUCGAUUCUCUCAUUCACCAUUGACCAAGUUCGGGAUUACGUAUACUCAGCGUGUUAUUAUGUGAGUUACAAGAGCUCUCCUAAAUAUCGUUUUGUGGAGUAUGGAACAUAUUCUUCAUACAUCUGGAAACUCAACAAGCUUUAAAUUACACAAUUUAGUUUCACAGCACUGGAUGACAUAUGAGGAGGUUUCUGAAGAGUUCCAUCUGGUGCUCGGUGUGGUGGCGACAAUUGUUGGAAUUAUUUCUUUAACUUCUAAUGGCUUUAUACUCAGGAUGUUUUACAGAUACAGAAGCCUGAGAAUUUCGUCCAAUCUCCUAGUGCUCAAUCUGGCAAUCACAGACACCUUCCUCGCCCUCGGAAAUCUACCCUGGCUGGCGAUAUCCAGUUUUCGGGGAUAUUGGAUUUUUGGAUAUAUAGGUUGCCAGGUGUAUGGAUUCAUCGGAGCCAUGGCUGGGUUUAUUUCAAUCAAUACCUUGACUGUAAUCGCCAUUGAGAGAUUUUUCGUAAUUGUGAUUCGUAUGCCGUGGAAACAAGUGAAGACUUCCAGCAAAACUGUCUGUGUAGCUAUAUUAUUUAUUUGGAUAUACUCUUUCAUGUGGGCCAUUUGUCCAUUAAUCGGAUGGGGAUCUUUCAUCCUAGAGGGCUCCUUGACAUCAUGUACAUUUGACUUCUUUUCUCGCGAUGUGAAUAACAAAUCAUACGUCGUUUCUAUUCUGGUUUUCUGUUUUUCAAUUCAGCUAUUCCUUAUUGUUUGCUCAUAUGUCAGAAUUUUCCUUAAAGUUUUACAGCACGAAAAGGAAAUAGUCAGCUGGUGUAGCAAUGGAAAUGAAUCGUUAUCAUUCCAUAAUCGGAGAAUCAAGAAGUUUCAAAACGUUCAUAUGAAAACAGCUAAAGUCUCUCUCGUCAUCAUUUCCAUUUUCUGUAUAUCGUGGAUACCUUAUGCCAUCAUUGCCACCAUUGGAAACUUUGGUGAUGCCAGUGUCAUCACUCCGUUAGUUUCUACAGUUCCGGGUAUAUUCGCCAAAGUCUCCACAGUUCUUAAUCCUAUGAUAUACGCCUUACUUCAUCCCAAAUUUAGGAGCAAACUCCCAUUCCAUAAGCAGAAAAUCCGAAAGAUCAAAAAUGAUUUUAAGGAUUUAAUGAAAUUAGACAAUGAAAUGCAAACGUCCUCUGUUCCUUCGGUUCGAUCUGACACAUUUUAUCGAAAAGAAUUCCAAAGAGAAACGGUUGUGUAACUCAAUACUCAAUUUUCCUUUUGAUAUUUGUAAAUUUUAUUCACGACUCUUGAAAGAUUAUUAUAAUUUUAUCCUGUCUGAAAAAACUGCAAUGUUUCAUGUUUAUU
Messenger RNA from Saccostrea echinata, 1636 nucleotides. Its product is annotated as rhodopsin, GQ-coupled-like. Gene Ontology annotation, cellular component: membrane. Lineage: Eukaryota; Metazoa; Mollusca; Bivalvia; Ostreida; Ostreidae. Bases 393 to 1529 code for a protein of 378 amino acids. The record is from RefSeq and is a predicted model, not a curated record. The transcript is spliced from 3 exons. Gene Ontology annotation, biological process: G protein-coupled receptor signaling pathway. Gene Ontology annotation, molecular function: neuropeptide Y receptor activity.